This is a messenger RNA of Tarenaya hassleriana, 1110 nucleotides long. Its product is annotated as tetraspanin-15. The transcript is spliced from 3 exons. The record is from RefSeq and is a predicted model, not a curated record. Bases 120 to 1010 code for a protein of 296 amino acids. Lineage: Eukaryota; Viridiplantae; Streptophyta; Magnoliopsida; Brassicales; Cleomaceae. Gene Ontology annotation, cellular component: plasmodesma; plasma membrane. Gene Ontology annotation, biological process: auxin-activated signaling pathway.
CAACCCCAUUGACUCCGUACUUGAUACUGACACCACACAUGCUCAUGCAUGCAUCUGUGUAUAUAACACAUCCCUUCAAAACUCGAAACACCGAAAGAGAAGCUUUCCUCUGAAUCCUGAUGGCAGAAAAUGCCCCGCAAGCACUUGUAACAGCAGAACCGGCCACACCGACGGCGACAGAAACCGAGGCCAAGACCGCAGAUAAAAUGGAGUCGCAGAGCAAUCCGCCGGGAGGGAUGAUGGCGGCGGCGCACGUGAUAGCGCCUGGGGUGCUGUCGAUAUUCUCCUUCUUCCUGUCCCUGGCUCUGCUGGGAUGCGCCGUCUGGCUCCUCUUCAUGAGAAGCUACGACUGCGAGGACCUCCUGGGGCUGCCACGUGUCCAGACUCUGGCCAGCGUCGGCCUCCUGGCCGUGUUCGCCAUCAGCAACGCGGCUCUCUAUCAACGGCAGAGGUUCCCAAUGCCGGUGGUGGUGGUGAUAGUGGUGACGCUGUUGCUGAUGCUCUUCCUCGGCCUUGCUUACUCCGGCGUCAACGAGAUGCAGAGCCAACGGUUUCCGGCGACUGCCUCCUGGUUCAAGAUGAAGGUGAUGGACGAUUCCAAUUGGAACAAUAUCAAGUCCUGUAUAUACGAUAAGGGCACCUGUAACGAACUCGUUUACAGAUCCUUGAGGAAAGAUUCUUAUGAUCUGAUCAGCAACAGUAAAAUGUCAUCCGUUCAGAGCGGGUGCUGCAUUCCACCGAAGACGUGUGAGAUGGAGGAGGUGAACGCAACGUCAUGGAGAAGGAAAGAGGAGAUGGAAUACGACAUAGAAAACGAAGACUGCGAGAUGUGGAGGAAGGAGUGGAGCGUUCUGUGCUACGACUGCAGGUCCUGCAAGUUGGGUUUCAUCAGAGCUCUUCGUCGGAAAUGGUGGAAGCUCGGCGUCUUCUGCAUCGUCAUGUCCCUCCUCCUCCUCCUCUCCCAUCUCUUGCUUUUCUUGGCCACUUUCUGGGAGCGUCUCAAGACCUAGAAGAUUUUUUUUUUUUUUACUGCGUUCCUUUUCUUUCUAUUUGUCAUGAAUGCUACAUAAAAUUCCCCUGCACAUUCAAUAAACAUCUACUCUUCUUAUA